AUGCAGCUGCCCAUUUUGUCUUUUUUCUCUUUUACUCGUUUAUUCUAUCAAAAAGAAGGCUACGAGUCGGAGAUAAAAAUGACUUCUACUCCAUUCAGCGUUGGUCUCUCUGACGAACCCCGACUAUCCAGCAGGGUGCUUCGCCCGCCCGGCGGUGGUCACACUGACAUUUUUGGCUCCGAGCCGGAGCCCCAACGUUUUGGAAGACGCCCUGGACCUAAUGCUACAGUUCCAGUUCAGCCUAAACCAGAAGAACCAACGAAGCCCACCAAUGGUGCGACUGAGCCGAGCCAAAAUGGAAACUGUCAGGAAUCUCCGAAGGAAGCGCCGCAACCAGAAGUCGUAUCACCAGCUGUUACUCCUGAUGUACCAAUAAAGAAUGAGCCUCCCAAGAUGGAAACACCCAAAUCGGAACCAGCCAAGGCAGAACCACCUAAGACUGAACCUCCAAAGCGCGUCCGUGUACCACCGGGUGGCUUCUCCUCAGGGCUGUGCGGAUUGCUGAACUUAGGCUGUAACUGCAUCACUUUUCCACUCAGCAACUUCAAAGGUACAUAUCUUGAAGAAAAUGAUUGGGUAAUUAUUCAAGAUUUGCAGUGCGUGCUUAAACCCUUCGAUGAAGUUUCUACGCGCAUGAGUGGAGAAAAAUAUUUCACGGGUGGAGAAGCGAUUCCAAUUACGCAGAGCCUUUUGGGAACACUAGAUACAUUGGAAUUAAGAGAUGGCCUGCAUGAUGUUGUCGAAGUGGUUUUGAAAAGGCUAAAAAAAUAA
Molecule: messenger RNA, 771 nt
Organism: Parnassius apollo (apollo)
Lineage: Eukaryota; Metazoa; Arthropoda; Insecta; Lepidoptera; Papilionidae
Source: the annotation of a GenBank genome assembly